This is a messenger RNA of Physcomitrium patens, 4180 nucleotides long. RefSeq lists its product as uncharacterized. The record is from RefSeq and is a predicted model, not a curated record. NCBI's taxonomy places the organism in Eukaryota, Viridiplantae, Streptophyta, Bryopsida, Funariales, Funariaceae.
CAUGUUUCAACCUCGUUUCCAGAAGCUUCUUCUUCUAAUGCUUCUUCCGCAUUUUCUCUUGGAGAGUGAUCAUGGAUUAUCUCCACUUUUGUAGACGUAUGCGGCGUAGCAGACAGGCUGUGGAGCAGAUCGCCUCGCGUUACCCUUAAAGACGACCGACAGGUGAGUUUGCUUGCGCACUGUUUUGAGGGAGUAGUUAUUUUACUGAGGUGGCGCUGGAUCGUCUUGUAGGGGAUGAAGUAGGAUUGGAAACCUGAGGGACGGUUUGGUUUCUAUUUCUGAGUGGGUGAAGGAGUUAGGGUUUGCAGAGCCGAAUCUUGGAGGAGGUAAAAUUUGUGGAUAAGAUUGAAAGGGGGGGAUUCGAAAAUGGAGGCAGAGGGUAAGAAAGCGUCUGUCGUGGAUGUUUGGAAUGCUUUGAAAGAAGACGAUGCCACUCGGAGUACACGCAAUAUUGAUUCGAGGAUGAAAGUAGAUUGGAAUUCUUACCAUAUUAGGGAUGCUGUCAAACGGAAGAAGAAAGCCUACCCUUCUGCUAUGUCCUGCGAUUCACAUCUCGCGGAUUAUUCUCUCAUGGAAGCUGCACAUUUGUUUCGAAACUCUGAGGGAACGCUGGAAGUUGGGUGCCCCUACGAAUGCAGGGCUGAAUGUAAGAGCUCCAAGAGAGGGGAUGACAGUGAGACGCGGGUUCAUGGAGACAGAAAUUUGUUUCCUGGUGAAGUUGACCGGCAGCCUGAUCUUGCGAUCUUGCAAUAUGCAAAACUGAAAGCAGCGUAUCUAGAAAAGAUCCGAAAAGACAGUUUAGCCAACGCGGCGACCUGUGUAGAACAGCUGAAACCUAAUGCAGCCCCAGGUAAUAGGGUACCCCAUGAAGAAUCUCAUCAAGAAAGUACUGGUGUGUCCGAACAAGAUCCUUUCAAAACAUACUCUGACGUUGUUGGCAAGCUCGUCGUGGAUAAUGAGAACCUUCAGCGCGACAGCCAAUGUUUUGACAAUGAUCUUGACGAUGGUGCUCUGAAAAAUGGAGCGCACCCAGCGAGUGUUUAUAUGUGUUCUAAUGUGGAGGAGAGCGUUGAGAAGAGUCUGGACGAAGUGGUUCCUCCUUGUGGAGCGGUCAAAAGUCAAAAUCUAGAUGACAAAGACCAGAAUUUGGCUGCAAGAAUAGAGCAGGCAACGAUGGAGCAAAUAGAAGGGGUGGCAGUACAGAUGGGGUCAGGACGAGAACCAGCGAACCACGAAAUAUUUAAUCCUGUCCAGGCAACUCCAGCUCUUGAACCCCAUCAUAUUCGCUUUGCACUUCCCGAGGAGCAAUCACGCAUUCCGGUGACUACCGACACUGCCAAUACCGUAGAUAAUCCUGAGAACCAAAAUUUGGCCACUGCGUUGAACAAAGACUUGAACUCUUUGACAGCCGACGAGGGAGGAGUACGUGUAGCUGCUCUUCAGAGACUUCAAGUGACCCUCUUUGGAGAAGAGUCGUGCUUUCAGAACAUGAGAGAAGAAACCGGGUCGAAAGGAGAGAGCAGGCGGCACAGCCUGGGAUGGGCGGCAGAAGAGUUGGUCGUCAAACCUCUAUUGCUGCGCUUUGAAGAUCCCUCGGAAAAAUGCAGGAUACUCGCGAUUACGAUUCUUCAUAAGUUGCUACUAGAAGUGCCAAGCGCGGUGAUAGUUUUGCUGCCAUACAUUCUCCCAGUAAUUGGCGAGCGCUUGCCCCUCAAGGUUCCCCUUGCUCCAAGUAACGACCAAGAUGAACUAUUGAAAGAACCGCCCGUCAUUCAAGCCCUUGUCGUAGAGCCAUCGGAAGAGGUGAGGUUGCAACUGGUGCAGGUCAUAAGUUCUCUUUUGAAGCAGGCUCCACGGCUAAUUCAAGCUUUUGCCUCGGAUGUUGCUUCAAUCCUGGUUGCUGGAACAUUUGAUACAAAUCCGGAUGUGCUUUUGGUGGUAUUUCCAACACUUGAGUUAUUCGGGGAGAUAAUGGAGUACAGAUUAAAGCCCAUUGGGAAACAGCUAGUGAGGGUGUGUCAUCGGUCCCUGUCCCACAAUCACUGUCGCGUACGCGUGGCUGCCCUGAAGGCCGUCUGCAGAUUGACGAUGUGUGGAGCUCAUGAUGCUAUUUACGAAUUAACUGCGUAUCGAGACCCGAAUCUUGUUCCCAUUAAGGCCUUUUAUGAACCUGUCCCGAAGACGCAAUAUUUAGCUAUGCUGGCCACAGAUAAAAACUCAGUUGUAAGAAAGGAACUAUAUACAACCGUAGCCUGUUGGUUGCGGGAGCUGGGUGAACGGAAAGAACAUGAGUGCCGCCUUCUGCCAUAUCUUCUGGCUGGGUUUCAAGAUGCUUGUCCUCACUUGCAGAUGCUUGCUUUUGAACUCACCGAAGGUGUGGGUCUUCAAUACGAGGAAGAGAACGAGAAUGAGGUGAAAGAUACCCGCACCUACCUUGCCGAAGAAACUGAUGAUAUAGUCAGCGUCUGCGGCACUCCCCUGCCUCAUCCUUUUAAAAAAAGACCAUGUCUAGGAGCACGGAUCAUGGUGAAGAGCGUAGCAGCAAUAAUCCUUCAUGCUAUCUCUAUGGACAUUGAGUGUUGGACGAUGGGCACUAAAGAGCUUGCAGCGAAUUUUCUUCUUACACUCUUGUUCUUUGUCGAAUCACAUAUCACCAUGCACUUGAUGCCCCUCCUUAAAAUAAUGCACAGAGCUAUUGGCGAACCUUCUAUCUCUAACAAGAUUCUGGAGAGUGCCAAGGUCUUGGGUUUCUUCGUACCUCCAGAUUCUUAUUUACCUUUGAUGAUGCCACGGAUACAUGGAGAUGUGAGUGCUGAUGUUUCCGUACAUACUUUGGGCCAUGCUUUGCAAUUGUUGGAUGGUAUUCUCGCCGGAAGCAGUCCCGAGCACAUCCUGCCACACAUCCCUGAAAUAUGCUCCACCCUCACCGAUCGUCACAUCAUGACCAGCAUUCAGCAGAGCGUUAAUGAUGGGGUUGUAGCAGUAGCGAAACAGCUCAUUAGAGCUUGGGAUCAAAACGUAUGCGCCCAAGAAGUCUCAGCCAUGCUGUGGCUAUUAUUGAAUGCCGCAGCAGCUUCCGAUUUUUGCUCUCGUUCUCCGCAUGAGGCUGAGAGUGCAAUACAAGCUCUGGCUUCGGCAUCAGGCAACGAUUCAGGAGAAGCAAUUAUUGCAUUUUAUGUGGACGAGAUAUUAGAAAUUUUGCCUCAUCCUCGAAAAUGGGCAUUGCGAUCGCUGGACGGGUUGGUUUUCUGCAGGAUUCUACAAUCAUCUGUGUUGGUGGAUGAGACAACUCUGGACAAGUUGAUAAAGGCUUUUGGUUAUUGCAUAAGAAAGGCAGCUGAUGACGACGUAAAACUCCGGUUGAUAAGGGCAGUUGAGCAGCUACUGACGAAAGGGGAAUUCGAAUGGGCACAAGGCAAGCGACACAUUGGCAAUAUGUGGGAAAGCUUCUUAGUUCCAUGUUUGCAACAAGAGGAUGUAUUAGUACCACCUACACUCAAUGCGAUUGUUUCAAUUUGGUCUAAAUCAAUUCCAAAGGAGGUCACCAUCAAACGUCCAUUCCAUGAUACUGAAGAUGCCUUAAUGAGAGCUAUCGAGAAGGUAGUGAGAAAGCACUCCAAAGAAGAGGCGGAGGAAGUAGUUGCCACAAAUGGAGAUCUAGGUGACCAAGAAAAACUGCUAGAAGAAAAGAGAUUCCAGGAGUUUAUGAAGAAAGCAUCAAUACCUCCUAUCGACGCCCCUAUGGUCGACCAAAUCAAAGCAAAAUGCAUGGAGACGUUGACGUUCAUGAUCGGUAGAAGUGCGAAGAGAUUUGAUGCCGGACGAAAAGUGUUCUAAAGAACAUAAUUUGAAGAAACACCAUACGUGCACCUCAGAACGGGGCUUCCUGUACAUUCCUUAUUUAUAUCUACUCCUGGUAAUAUAAUAGUAGAUUAGAAAGAGGAAAGUGCAAAAACAUUCUCAAAUGAUGAGACUAGUUGUAUGUAUAGAGAAAACUAGAGAUGGUAGUAAGUAUGAACAACACAAUGUGUUAGCAAAAGAUGUAAUAAGAAGAGAAGUACUUAAGAAGACAAUGCAAGUACUUUAGAAUGAAUAAGACUUAAUCAUAGCAUUUAGUAACCAUCUCAAGCAAUAGAACUACACCAAAAUAAAUUUAUACUUUCUAAUUAUUUUUUUCUAA